AUGCAUGGUAAGACCGGAGAAACCAGAGAGAUCUACCAUUUUAAUUACACAACGUGGCCUGAUUUUGGCGUGCCAGAGUCCCCAGCAUCAUUCCUCAACUUCCUUUUCAAGGUUCGAGAGUCUGGCUCAUUGGGGCCAGAGAACGGACCUGCCGUGGUCCACUGCAGUGCAGGGAUAGGGAGAUCUGGGACUUUCUCAUUGGUUGACACCUGCCUUGUAUUGAUGGACAAGAGGAAAGACCCUUCGUCUGUGGACAUUCAAAAGGUUUUGUUAGAUAUGAGAGAGUAUCGAAUGGGCCUUAUCCAAACCCCAGAUCAGCUUCGAUUUUCAUACAUGGCAGUCAUGGAGGGAGCAAAGAGCAUCCUGGAAGACUCGGCUCUGCAGGUGUCAAGCAUACAGAAGCAGCCUGAAGAAUGGCAGGAGCCAGAAGCUUAUUUGGUUUCAUCUUCUCAGAGCUCCAUCCUGAGUUCAGAGAAAGUCAACGGACAGUCUGACUCUUGUACAGAGCCACAUGAUCCAGGAAGAGAACGAGACAGCAUACAUUCACCAAAGGAAGAACAUACAGAGUUGAAAACAUUAAGCCUUCGCAAGCGGAACCGUGAGGAACGGAUAGCCAGCACGGCACAGAAGGUGCAGCAAAUGAAGCUGAAACUAAGCGAUUCGGAGAAGAAAAAAGAGAAGUGGCUUUUCUGGAAACCAAUUCUCCUGAAUGUCGGCGCUGGUGCAGCUGUAGCACUGGGACUGUGCAUGUGCUGGGCCUUUCUGUCCCAGUAAUGCCGUUUUAUCCCACAGAUUCCUCUUCUUGUCUUUUAUUUGCCCAGGGACCCAAAUUAUGGUACUCAUAUUAGUAGGUGCUUGGAUGUUUCUAGAUGAGGGACAAAAAAAAUGUAGAAUGAUCGUGUUUACAAGCAUUCUUACCCGGAUGUUCUUCAUGAUUUAUUGAAUGUUUGUGUCAUAUGUGGUUAUUACAGUGUAAUGAAUGAUGUAGUUACAUUGUAAUUCCAUCAUGGUAAGUUCUUACGGCCUAACAACUUUCACUGUACAGUAUUUUGUCUGAGUUUAUAUGCGGAGCAAUGUUAAAUAGACCCUCACCGGGUCCGUCUGAGUCCGUUUAUUAAAUGCGUCUGUUUGCUAAAUUCCCGCAUGGAUAUUCAUAGGGCGACUCAUUUGUUUCAGUAGGUCAAAGCCCAGUGAGUUUCCGUACAUGCACAUCUCAGGAUCUUCUAGUAAUAAACUGACUGUAGAUUCAGCCAAAUGUAAUAAGUGGUCCGGUUUCCACUUUUAAAAAAUGUACAUAGUAAACUCUUUACUAAAGAAGAA
Sinocyclocheilus grahami is the source of this 1320-nucleotide messenger RNA. RefSeq names its product tyrosine-protein phosphatase non-receptor type 2-like. Lineage: Eukaryota; Metazoa; Chordata; Actinopteri; Cypriniformes; Cyprinidae. Bases 1 to 774 code for a protein of 257 amino acids. Gene Ontology annotation, cellular component: cytoplasm; nucleus. Gene Ontology annotation, molecular function: non-membrane spanning protein tyrosine phosphatase activity; protein kinase binding. The record is from RefSeq and is a predicted model, not a curated record. Gene Ontology annotation, biological process: negative regulation of ERK1 and ERK2 cascade; peptidyl-tyrosine dephosphorylation; negative regulation of receptor signaling pathway via JAK-STAT. The transcript is spliced from 5 exons.